GUCCUUCCUCCUUUUCCUCAUCCCUGAGAGGCUAACGCCAAGAUGAACGACACAGUAACCGUCAGAACCCGGAAGUUCAUGACAAACCGGCUGCUUCAGAGGAAGCAAAUGGUUGUUGAUGUCCUCCAUCCGGGCAAAGCCACAGUCCCUAAGACUGAGAUCAGGGAGAAGCUGGCCAAAAUGUACAAGACCACCCCUGAUGUGGUGUUCGUCUUCGGCUUCAGGACCCAAUUUGGUGGCGGCAAGACGACGGGCUUCGCCAUGGUCUACGAUUCUCUCGACUACGCUAAGAAGAAUGAGCCCAAGCACAGACUGGCCAGGCACGGUCUCUAUGAGAAGAAGAAGUCCUCCAGAAAACAGCGCAAGGAACGCAAGAACAGAAUGAAGAAAGUACGAGGCACCAAGAAAGCCAGUGUGGGCGCUGCUGGCAAAAAGAAGAAAUGAGGUCUGUUCCAGUGAGCCCGGAGAAUCAGGGAUGGUCCUCGUGCUCAAGAUGUUCUUGUAUAUUGUCAUCAAAUAAAAAUUUUGAAAAAAAUUGAA
This is a messenger RNA of Coregonus clupeaformis (lake whitefish), 540 nucleotides long. It is a transcript of the gene rps24, whose product is annotated as ribosomal protein S24. Gene Ontology annotation, molecular function: structural constituent of ribosome. The transcript has 7 exons. The coding region runs from base 43 to 444 and encodes 133 amino acids. Lineage: Eukaryota; Metazoa; Chordata; Actinopteri; Salmoniformes; Salmonidae. The record is from RefSeq and is a predicted model, not a curated record. Gene Ontology annotation, biological process: translation. Gene Ontology annotation, cellular component: ribosome.